CACUACCUCACCCAGCCAGAAACGCCCUGAUCACACUUAGCAGACACCCAGAGGACAUCUCUUCUGCGCGCCACAGUGCCCAGUUCAGCUGUCGCCACACGGAUGCCCCUCUCCUGAUGCCACACAGAGGACACCUAUCCAGAUAGGGCACAUCUGAGCUGCAGCUGCACUUUUUUCUGAAGUCACCACAGGGUCCUUUCAUUAAUAGACACCCAAGGGACAUCACAUCUCAGUCACAGAGAUAUGAGCAGUUGCUGAGAUUGGUUUAGAAGAAUUGGGAUGCAGAGCAUAAAGUGUGUGGUUGUUGGAGAUGGAGCUGUGGGGAAGACCUGUCUACUUAUCUGCUAUACAACUAAUGCCUUCCCCAAGGAAUAUAUCCCCACUGUGUUUGACAACUACAGUGCCCAGAGCACUGUGGAUGGAAGAACUGUUAGUCUAAACCUCUGGGACACAGCUGGCCAGGAGGAAUACGACAGACUAAGGACACUUUCAUAUCCUCAGACCAAUGUGUUCAUUAUCUGCUUCUCCAUUGCUAGUCCAUCAUCCUAUGAGAAUGUAAAGCACAAGUGGUACCCUGAGGUGGGUCACCACUGCCCCACUGUCCCCAUCCUCCUGGUGGGCACAAAGAAGGAUCUCAGGAACAACCCGGAUGUAAUAAAGAAGUUGAAGGAGCAGAACCAGGUGCCAAUCACUGUGCAGCAGGGUGUUAGCCUCUCCAAGCAAAUUCAUGCAGUAAAAUACAUGGAAUGUUCUGCACUGAACCAUGAUGGUAUCAAGGAAGUUUUUAUGGAGUCCGUACGAGCUGUUCUCAACCCCAAUCCUGUAAAAGUCAAGAAACCUUGCUUUAUUUUGUGAAAACAGCUUCACUUUAGUUAUCAGAAGCCUCGAAUUAUACCCUAUGUUGUACGCUUUUUUCCAUUUCUGGUCCUGUUUUUUCACUUUGUUGUCUAUGAACCAAACCUACAAACCUCUUAACUACAUCUUUACAGAGCAAUAAUCUGAUUUUCUUACAAUAUCUUCAGCUGACUCCAGGACAUUGAAAAAGAAGGCUGCAGCAUAAGAAUAUUUUGUGUUACUUUGAGGGCUGCAUUGCCUGUUAUCUCAUGAUGUACCUCACUCACCGACCAUAAAAUAAACAAUAACUGAUUAGUUAUUACUGGGCAGCUCUUAAAAGGCUUUUUAACUUAAAGGAAAUAUUAUAAAUUAUACAUACUGAAGAAAAAACAUAUUUUUUGUUUUAGUUUGUUCUGGAUGUUGACAUAUCUGACCAUGUGGCGUAUCUGUGAUGAACAAUACGGGAUGCCAUAAAAUAAAAACAUGUAGGCAGCUAUCCCAGUUGUAUGGAAUAACUUUGAGAGAAGUUCUGCACUAAACAGAAUUACUAAAUAUUCCGUUAUUAGGAUAUUUUAAAUGGCCCACUUGUUUGCAAAAAUAAAUUGUGAUAACUAAAUCUGUUGAGCUUUAAAUUAGCUGCCUGUUGAUUAGAUCUGGAAGACAUCUGCAAUGCUUCUCUCAAAGACUGCUAUACCAUUAAUCACACAGGAAAGAGGUCCAAUGGUCCACUAGGUUCUUACAUAAGAAACCUGAUAUCUGUCUCUCUGAAAGCAUCCACUAGAAAUAACCAAAUGCUUGGAAACCCUGUAAUGCCUUGUAUGGAAUCUUCUAUGGGUCUUGUUUGACUGACAUCAGCCACAUCUUCCUGUUAACCAAAGUUAAACUAUUUAAAGCAUAAACAAAUAUUUUAUGUACCUGGAAGUGUCAGAUGUGCAACCUUCCAUUUUAUCUCUAUGGAAUUAAUGGGUUUUUAUUUCUGGAAUAAAAAAAACAACCGGUUUGGAGUUGGGACAGCAGUUUAUGAAAUCUGAUUACAAGUGUAGAUUGAAAGUGUUGAGUUAUGAUGAUGUUUAAUGACCUCAUGUAGCCAAGAAAUAGUGGUCUGUUACGGGGGUUUAUCUGAUUACUUGAUGCUUUUUGGUCUGUUCACUUUAAGUCAAGCAACCAGCCCUUUUUCUUAAUCUCAUUUUCCACCAUAUGUGUCACUAGAUGGAGAUUACAUUAGCUGGAUUGUCAGAUCUUUGUUUAAAUUUCAUUUCCCGGAGCUUUUGUGUCAUACAGAUACAGACUAUUAUGGAUGUGCUUAUGUUUGCUAUAUAGAUAACCCUCUGAAUUCUACCUAAAACUGAUACAAUUACAGGACAUGAACAUCAGAACUAAAGUUCCAUGAUUCUGAUAAAGCAUGUCAUUUUACAAUGAACUACUUUUAUCAAAUUAGCUUUUUCAUCUUGGUGUCCUUUGUUGAAGAGUAAACCUAGGCAGGCUCAGGAGUGUGCACGUCUUUAGCAUUCUAUAACAGCAGCGUUUGUAUCAUAAGUAUAACAUUGUUACUAUUAUUGUUGCAAACACUGAUGCUAUAGAUUGGUAAAGACAAAUAAACAUUCAUGAGCUCUGAGAAGCCCACCUAGGUUUACUCUUCAAAAAAAAGGAUUCCAAGAUCAACAAAAUGAAGCAGAGCUGCAUAUUUUGUAAAUGUCUUUUUAUCUGAAUUAUGAAAGUUUAUUUUUUACUUUACUGUCCCCUUAAGGCUAACCCAGAGCGCCUGAUGAUUCUGUCUCCUGUGGUUAUUUCUUACAAAUCUCAUGGCCAUCAUAUGUAUAAGUGUGGCAAUGGCUUCCAUCACUAGGUUCUUCAAUAACAAGGUUCCUCCAUAACAAGGUUCCUGCAUAACAAGGUUCCUCCAUAACAAGGUUCCUCCAUAACAAGGUUCCUCCAUAACAAGGUUCCUCCAUAACAAGGUUCCUCCAUAACAAGGUUCCUCCAUAACAAGGUUCCUCCAUAACAAGGUUCCUCCAUGUAGGGGUUCACAAAAUGGUACUUAGACUAGAAGAGGAGUAUAGUAGAUUCUCCAUAUGUAUUUCUAUAUAACUUUUAACCAUUCCAGUGCUGGAGUUCUCUUUGAGAGCCAUGAAAGCAACAAUUAUCCUACUUGAGUGACCAAUAAUGUUAUUUUUUUCUAUUGUAUCUAAUAAACCAGCCAAUGACCAGCCGGUAGGAUAAAUGCAUUCAAUAUUCAAUAAAAUAUUGUAUAUUCCUUUUAAAUGGUUUUAGUUGCCCAAAUAAAUAUAUUUAUGCCAUAAACCUCCUAGUUGCCAGAAAUCAUGCAUUAUUGUAUUAUAUUGGUAUUUAACCUCUUAGUCCAAUGAUGGCUGCAAUGCAUAGGCAGAAGAGGGUGACAUUGACCCCUAGGGGCCGAUUUAUCAUUGUGCGGGCGGACAAGAUUCGCUGUAGUGGAUCAUGUCCGCUGCACAUCGAUAAAUGCCGACAGCAUACGCUGUCGGCAUUUAUCAUUGCACAGGCAUUUCUCAUGAAAUGCUAGUGCAUUGUCGCCUCCUGCACAUUUGCGGCCAAUCGUCCACUAGCAGGGGGUGCCAAUCAUCCCCAUCGUAUCCGAUCAUGAUGAUUCCUGUCCGCCACCUCAGAGGUGGCGGACUAGUUAAGGAGCAGAUGUCUUAAGACCGCUGCUUCUUAACUUCAGUUUAGGGGAACCUAAAACUACGGGGGAUGAUUGCCGCAUCCACUGCUUGAUAAAUCUAUACUAGUCAAUCCGAACUGAAAUUCGAAAAAAUCUGAAUCGAUCCGAACCGAACCAAACCAAAUUUUUUCGCCAUGUACAUAUCUAAUCUACACCCUAGACAGCAAAAGAUAAUAACAAUGUAUUGCAUUAGUCAAAUAUGGUGGCGUUUAUUCCCUGAGCUGCCAACAAAGGAUGAGAUGUAUAGAAAGGUGGUAUAUUGCAGCAUGUAGCCUUUGGCUGUCAGACAUGGCUACAGUAUAUUGCAUUGAUGGUGCUAAUGACUAUUUAACCUCUUUGCUGCCAACAAGGGCUGCAAUUCUUUGCUUCCUAAGGCACUAAAGAUUGUUUAAAAACAUUGAUUUAGAUAAAUAAAAAAAUAAACAUUCCAAGCUUAAAUUUUAAACAUAUCCUGAUGUUACAUAUUUCACACCAGAAAUAAUGUUCUAAAAUAAUUAAAUUAUGGGAUAGCAGAGCCUGGCAGCAAUACAAAUAGUACUAGUUAGUGAGGGGUUAAAGGGUGCCAAAUCCCCAAUAUUUUACUCUGCUCCCCGGCUAGGCUAAGGAGUAAAGUAACAAAUUGCUACUCAUUGAUGUUCUUCUUUCAUGGCUAGUCACAACCCUAGACACCUCGAAACUGCCAAGCCAUGCCCUGCCCUGCCCCUGGACUAACUACAUGCAAAAGCUCUGCCCCUAACAUACCUUUCAUUUGCCGGGUGAGAUUGGCUUCCUUACCUGUGAACCACAAAGUGCCUCUGGUAGUAGGGGGGUUAGUGCCUCUUUUGACACUGCAGUCAACCGCAUUCUUAAUAAAAACAAUGAACAGGACAUCGCUCAUGGCCAAUUAUUUUUAUCAACAUUUCAAUAAUAUUGAUAGAAAAUAUUCAGAUUUUAUUCCACUAAAUAAAUGAAUAAGUUAUGAUUUGUGUGAGAAUAAAGUAAAUCAGUUGUGUUUUGUGUUUAGGGGUAAUUUACAAGCUGAGCAGAUAUAGAACACAGGAACUGCUGAGAUCCUUACGACAUUCCUGGUCUUUUGGAAUGUUUUUUUGAAAGCUAAAUAACCUACUAGAAUUGCUAUUUUCUAUUGUUGAAAUGUCUAUGCAGAUUUUCCUUAUGGAUAUAUUUAUGUACUAACUUUAUUGUUAAAUGUAACCACUUAAGUGCCAUAGAGGGCUGCAACACAUUGCUCCCUCUGGACAGACGAGAGCACCCCCUUAUUGUGACCAGUAUAUUUACCAACUACCAGGGGGGAUAAAGUCUCACGUCUGUUAUUAUGUUAUGUUUUGUGCUGGAUAUGUUUUUGCUUUCAUCAUUUUGUACCAACCUAUCUGAGAUUCCUUGUACCUACCUAUCUGAGAGCCCUUAUAUUGUCAUAGCACCAGGCUUGGGCUGUGAAUAAAGUUUUCUCCAAACUUCCUAUAA
This is a messenger RNA of Bombina bombina (fire-bellied toad), 4990 nucleotides long. It is a transcript of the gene RHOG, whose product is annotated as ras homolog family member G. The record is from RefSeq and is a predicted model, not a curated record. Gene Ontology annotation, cellular component: cell cortex; cytoplasmic vesicle; plasma membrane. The transcript is spliced from 2 exons. Gene Ontology annotation, biological process: actin filament organization; cortical cytoskeleton organization; establishment or maintenance of cell polarity. NCBI's taxonomy places the organism in Eukaryota, Metazoa, Chordata, Amphibia, Anura, Bombinatoridae. Gene Ontology annotation, molecular function: GTP binding; protein kinase binding; GTPase activity. The coding region runs from base 280 to 855 and encodes 191 amino acids.